This is a messenger RNA of Trichoderma reesei QM6a, 1205 nucleotides long. Its product is annotated as cellulase signal transduction associated dehydrogenase. NCBI's taxonomy places the organism in Eukaryota, Fungi, Ascomycota, Sordariomycetes, Hypocreales, Hypocreaceae. Gene Ontology annotation, cellular component: cytosol. The coding region runs from base 129 to 1043 and encodes 304 amino acids. Gene Ontology annotation, molecular function: oxidoreductase activity. The record is from RefSeq and is a predicted model, not a curated record. The transcript is spliced from 2 exons.
CGCUUCAAUCUUACCUACACGCUUCCUCUCAAUCCUUGAACACCAAUUGUUGCUCUAGCGCCUAUCCUUCACUCAUCACUCGCCUCGUACACUAAACUCUUCAUCCCGAACAGACACGGCUUGACACAAUGGCACCGCCACCGCUCUCCUACACCAAGGUGGCUCACUCAACCACCUACCCUGCCAUCUCUCCUAGCUCGCCCGCCCUGUCAACUAAUGGCAAGGUCGUCCUCAUCACCGGUGCCUCUGGCGGCAUUGGCCGUGCCACCGCCGCCUCCUACGCCGUCUCGGGACCGCGAGCUCUUAUUCUUCUUGGACGCCGUUCUGAUGCCUUGGCCGAAACUGAGGCCCUCGUGCGGUCCAAGAACGCCGAUGUCGUCGUGCAGACUCACAAGGUCGACCUUUGCGACGCACCAGCCGUCCGCGACGUCUUCAACAAGGUGGCAGCCGAAUUCGGCGGCAUCGACAUUGUGAUUCAUGCUGCUGGCGUCCUGGCCCCGGUUGUUCCCCUUGUUGAAGCUGAUCCCACCACUUUCCUCGAUGGCUACAAGACGACCGUUGUGGGAACGCUGGUGGUGGCACAGGCUGCCGUCCUGGCCAACAAGGAGAAGGAGUUUACACUCGUCAAUCUCACAACUGCGGGCAUUCUCUUCCCGCCUUUCCCCGGUAUGGGUGCCUACGUGAGCAGCAAGAUGGCGGCCGUCAAGCUCCUCCAAUCCUUUGCUGCCGAGAACCCUCAAGUGCGCCUUCACAACGUGCACCCUGGAUUCCUCGACACUGCCAUGUCUGCCCAGUUGUCCAAGACUACCAAGCUGCCCUUUGAUUACGACGACAUCUCUCUUCCCGCAGACUUCCUCGUCUGGAUUGCUUCUCCCGAGGCCAAGUUCCUCAACGGCAAGCUUGUCUUUUCUGCCUGGGACGUUGAUGAGCUCAAGAGCCGUGAGAAGGAAAUCGUUGGGGGCCCUCCUGGAACCGGCGAGCUGUGGCUCAGCUUCUCGGGAUUCCCGCGAUACAUUGGGGGCAACCUUCUGCCUGGUGCGUAAGAAGCUGGUAUGACCGAGCUUAAGCCAGGGAUAUCUAUUGAUGAACAGGACGCUCGACUAUGGGACUUUACCAAAGAAAAGAUGCCGGUCUCCAGUAGCGCGUGGGCGAGAGGAGCAGAGACACUCUAGAUAGCACUACAAUGAACAUUCAUCUCUCAACCC